UUGUCUUUUAACAUUGAUGAGUUGAUAACUAGAUACAAGAGAUCUAAAUACAAUUUUUUAAGGCCAAGUGAAAAAAAUUAGAGCAAUGGAUAGGCAAAUCAACAGUGUUGAAAUGGAGCAAAGGAAAGGCAGAAGAUUAGUGUUGUUUCCAUUACCAUUACAAGGCCACAUUAAUCCCAUGUUUGACCUUGCAAACAUUCUUCAUUCAAGAGGGUUCUCAAUCACCAUUAUCCACACCACUUUCAACUCUCCCAACCCUUCAAACUACCCUCACUUCACUUUCCGUAUCAUCUCCGAAGACUUGCCUGAAAACAAUCGAUGCACGAAAGAUCUCAUCGCUUUCGUCUCGAUGCUCAAUGCGAUAUGUGGAUCGCCUUUUCGUGAUUGCUUGGCUGAUUUGUUGUCCGAUACUUCAGAGGAGCCGAUUGCUUGCUUGAUUUCCGAUGCUAUACUUUACUUCACUCAAGAUGUUGCAAAUGAACUUAAGGUUCCUAGGAUGGUAUUGAGGACUGGUGCUGCCUCUUCCUUUUGUGUUUUCUCUUCUUUUCCUCUCCUAAGGGAAAAAGGGUACCUUCCUAUACAAGAUUCUCAGCUAGAGGAGCCAAUAGUUGACCUUCCACCAUUAAGAGUAAAAGACCUCCCAGUGAUCCACACAAAUGACCCUGAAGAUCUUUACAAUGUGGUGGUUGGCAUGGUGGAACAAAGCAUAGCAUCAAAUGGUAUGAUAUGGAACACUUUUGAAGAACUAGAAGGGACUUCCCUUGCAACGCUUCACCAAAAACUUGGGGUUCCACUUUUUCCAAUUGGUCCAUUCCAUAAAUGCUUUGCAGUCACUUCAAGUACUACUUCAAGCAGUUUGUUAACACAUGACCAAAGUUGUAUUUCAUGGUUAGAUAAACAAGACCCUAAAUCAGUCAUCUAUGUGAGCUUUGGUAGUUUAGCAUCAAUAAGUGAAACCCAAUUCUUGGAGAUAGCUUGGGGUUUAGCUAAUAGCAACCAACCAUUCUUAUGGGUGGUUAGGCCAGGUCUAGUCCAUGGUUCAAAUUGGGUUGAACCAUUGCCAAAUGGGUUCUUGGAAACAUUGGGUGGGAAGGGACAUAUUGUUAAAUGGGCUCCUCAACAACAAGUGUUGGCUCAUCCAUCUGUGGGAGCCUUUUGGACCCACAAUGGGUGGAAUUCAACUUUGGAGAGUAUUUGUGAAGGGGUCCCUAUGGUUUGCAUGCCUUGUUUCACUGACCAAAAGGUUAAUGCAAGGUAUGUGAGUGAGGUUUGGGGGAUUGGUUUGCAAUUAGAGAAAGGGCUUGAGAGAGGGGAAAUACAGAGGACAAUCAAAAGGUUAAUGGUGGACAAAGAUGGGGAAUAUAUAAGGGAGAGAAUGUUGAAUUUAAAGGAGAAAUCAAAUCUUUGCUUGAGUGAAAGUGGGUCUUCAAAACAAGCACUAGAUAGCUUGGUUCAUCACAUUUUAUCAUUGGAAUCACUUACUUUUCAUACUCAUUAAAAGAUUGUGAAUAAGCCUCUCAAUCCCUAGUUAAUAAAAUCUUUGGGGGAGCUUUAGUUAAUUUUAUCCAAUUUCUAAUGUUAUGCUACUUGUUUGUUUUAGUGAUUUGGUUACUCAAAUAAUAAUAGGAAUAAUAUUAAAUUUAAA
Messenger RNA from Gossypium raimondii (Peruvian cotton), 1645 nucleotides. RefSeq names its product UDP-glycosyltransferase 76F1. Lineage: Eukaryota; Viridiplantae; Streptophyta; Magnoliopsida; Malvales; Malvaceae. Gene Ontology annotation, molecular function: UDP-glycosyltransferase activity. The coding region runs from base 86 to 1498 and encodes 470 amino acids. The transcript is spliced from 2 exons. The record is from RefSeq and is a predicted model, not a curated record.